AUGUCGCUGUUCUUUAAAACGCCGUUGGACAUAGAAGUCAGACUGGAUGGGGACGAUUCUAGGGAGCAUGUUGAGGUGAAAAAUGCUAAAGGCAGGAAGGAGAAGCUACCAUUGUACAAGGAUGGUGAGACCGUCAGAGGCCAGGUCACCGUUAGAAUAAAAGACAACAAGAGGGUGGAACACACUGGAGUAAAGGUUCAAUUGCUUGGUUCAAUUGAGAUCCAGAAUGACGGCUUGCAGAGUGAUGAUUUCCUGUCACUUGCACACGAAUUGGCGAGUCCAGGAGACCUGACACACCCUGAAACGUUCCAGUUUGAGUUCAGAAACGUGGAGAAGCAGUAUGAGAGCUACAGAGGAGCGAACGUGAGACUGAGAUACUACAUAAAGGUGACUGUAUCGCGGAAGUCAGCGGAUGUCAUUCGCGAGAAGGAAUUGUGGGUGCACCAACACCAGGGAGCAGUCGAAGAGUCCGCUCCACCACCUCCUUCCAGCGUCAAGAUGGACGUUGGAAUCGAGGACUGCCUUCAUAUUGAGUUUGAAUACUCGAGGAAUAGAUAUUCGCUCAAGGACGUGAUUGUUGGAAGGAUCUACUUCCUGCUGGUGCGUCUGAAGAUUAAGCACAUGGAGCUAUCCCUGAUCAGACGAGAAACAUGCGGGGCGCCUCCUCAUCAAUUGUCUGAUAGUGAGGUCUUGAUAAGGUUUGAGAUCAUGGAUGGAGCCCCGGUAAGAGGUGAAACCAUUCCAAUCCGUCUCUUCCUAGGUGGCUUCGAUUUGACCCCAACGUAUAAAGACGUGAACAAAAAGUUUUCGACCAGAACGUUCCUUAGUCUGGUCUUGAUUGACGAAGAUGCUAGAAGGUAUUUCAAGCAGAGUGAGAUCAUUUUGUACAGAGAAUAG
Messenger RNA from Kuraishia capsulata CBS 1993, 897 nucleotides. RefSeq lists its product as uncharacterized. Gene Ontology annotation, cellular component: endosome; retromer complex. The record is from RefSeq and is a predicted model, not a curated record. The transcript has a single exon. Gene Ontology annotation, biological process: intracellular protein transport; retrograde transport, endosome to Golgi. Bases 1 to 897 code for a protein of 298 amino acids. NCBI's taxonomy places the organism in Eukaryota, Fungi, Ascomycota, Pichiomycetes, Pichiales, Pichiaceae.